AUGAUCGCCUCAUUAUGUUUAAAAAAUGUGAGGAAGAAUGAGAGGAAAUUAAUCCAUGAUCUGGUAAGGGGGAUGUUCUGUGAAAACAAUGCAGGCGUUGCUCAAACAGGUUAUAAAAAAAGGAAAGGGACCCCCAAUGUAGCCAAACUGAGCAAACUAACAGAAGUGAAGGGUCAUAGGAAAGACCUGUCGCUGUGUCCAAGUAGCAAUUUAACUUGUGCAGGUUUGUUUUUCCCACCCAUUUGGGACGGAAGUAUGAUGAAGGACCUUCCGUUUCAAGAAACCAGGGGACGGAUGUCCUCCCAUUUAGAAUAUCAAAAGUGGCGUAAGGAAGGAGAAGAAGAUAAGUUUGGCCACAACAAUGAAGAGAAAUGUGUAAGCAUAGCAAGUAGUGUUACGAGGUUGAUUCCAUUUCAAAGGAGUUGCUUUUCCAACCGAGUUGGCAACCUGUACAGUGGUGUUAGUAGGGGAUACUCCACGAGGAGAUUCUUUGGGACCUCCUCAGAAGGUACUUCUGGUGGGCAUUCCAAAGGGGAUAAUGCGAAGGUGAACAGAAUGGAAGGGGAAGCCCCAAAUGGGGGAAACCAUGAAAGUGGAAGUCACUCCACAGUGACGCGCACUGGUAACACAUCCAAUGGUUCUAGCGAAAGUGGAAACGCUCCUCCAAACGGAAAUGAGGAAAAGCAGUCUCUAAGGCAAAUAUAUAUGCACAAAAAACAAAGGGAAAAAAUGAUCAAGAUGUAUCUCCUGCUGAGUCUGCUGCUAAUGCCAUUUGGACAGGUAUAUUUGUACUGCAUUGAAAAUGACAUAAGCAUGGAGGAAUUUUUAAAAAUAGUAAAAAAUAAAACGGAAGUGCUAGAAAAUAAAUACAACGAUAUAUUACAGGAGUUGAUUGAUAAAUAUUUUCCACUGAGUAAUGAGCCAUUAUUACCCGACUUCAAGGAUUUGAAUUAUCCAGAAAAUUUACCAACGCUAGUUAUUGACCUGAAUUAUGUAAUAGCUAAGUUAGAGUAUGAUAGGAAAAGUGGAUGGAGAGUAUUGAAGAGACCCUAUGCAGAUAUGUUCUUUAAAGAGUUGUCCAGCUUUUAUGAAAUUGUUAUUUGGUCAGAAGAUAAUUUCCCAGUUGCACAGGAAGUCAUUUCCAAGUGGGGCAUACCUGCAAUUGGAUGCUUACACAGAGAUCAAUGCUCCAGGAAGAGAGGACAUUACGUGAAAGAUUUGAAGAGACUGGGUAGGAAUCUUGACCGAGUUGUUAUUAUUGACCACGAUGCUCAUGCCUUUAUGCUUCAACCGGAGAAUGGCAUCCUCAUAAAGGAAUUUCAUGGCGAUGUAAACGAUAAGGAAAUUUUGUGCCUCAUCGAUUUGCUAAAGUCAUUCGCUAUCAGUAGUUAUGACAUUUCCCAAUUUCUGAAAAAGUACGGUGGGGGCGACUACAACAUUGGAAAGCGGUACAUGCAACUGAAAAGCGACACGGAGCAAAAAUCCCAGAGGAUAAGGAACUUUGGGAAAAUUUUCCACGUCGACGGGAAGAGGACGCCGAACGGGAUGUCCUUCAACUCGUGA
Messenger RNA from Plasmodium coatneyi, 1563 nucleotides. RefSeq lists its product as uncharacterized. Gene Ontology annotation, molecular function: phosphoprotein phosphatase activity. Bases 1 to 1563 code for a protein of 520 amino acids. NCBI's taxonomy places the organism in Eukaryota, Apicomplexa, Aconoidasida, Haemosporida, Plasmodiidae. The record is from RefSeq and is a predicted model, not a curated record. The transcript has a single exon.